AUGUCAGGAAGAGGUAAAACUGGAGGGAAAGGGCGCGCCAAAACCAAGACCCGUUCUUCGCGAUCUGGUUUGCAAUUCCCGGUUGGUCGAAUCCAUCGACUGUUGCGGAAGGGCCACUAUGCUGAGCGCAUUGGUGCUGGAGCUCCGGUUUAUUUAGCGGCGGUGCUCGAGUACCUGACAGCGGAGAUUUUGGAACUAGCGGGAAAUGCGGCCCGCGACAACAAGAAGACCAGGAUCAUCCCCCGCCACCUACAGCUCGCCGUCCGCAACGAUGAGGAGCUCAACAAGCUGUUGGGUGGGGUCACCAUUGCCCAGGGUGGGGUUUUGCCCAACAUCCAGGCUGUACUGCUGCCCAAGAAAACCGGCCACCCCAGCAAAAUUUACAUCUAAAUGAUAUCAACAAACCUAAUUUG
Messenger RNA from Amblyraja radiata (thorny skate), 413 nucleotides. RefSeq names its product histone H2A-like. Gene Ontology annotation, molecular function: protein heterodimerization activity; structural constituent of chromatin; DNA binding. The coding region runs from base 1 to 390 and encodes 129 amino acids. The record is from RefSeq and is a predicted model, not a curated record. The transcript has a single exon. NCBI's taxonomy places the organism in Eukaryota, Metazoa, Chordata, Chondrichthyes, Rajiformes, Rajidae. Gene Ontology annotation, cellular component: nucleosome.